AUGGGAGCAUUGAGUUAUUUUAAAAUAGCUCCCUUUAUUUAUUAUUUCAACAAAGAAAAAUCAAUAAAAUAGAUUUCAUUUAGUGAGAUUAAUAAAUACUUGUAAUUAAGUAGUGAAGAUAAAUUUAGAAAUCCAUUUAUUUGUGCUUUUUAAAGACAGAGCAAAACCUGUAAAUAUAUUUAGGGAUUUAAUAAUCCAUCGUGUUGCUUUAGUCUCAAUGAUGAUUUUAAUGACAAUUCAAACUAUUCCUUAAUUCUUAAUAUAAGGCUUUUAUAACACAGGAGCAGAAAUUGGGAUGGAUUUAAUGUGAUUAGUUUUUUUAUUAUUAAUAAGUAAUUUAAUCUAUUACUUUAUGGAAUUAUAAUUUAUUGUAUUCACUACAAAUUAUAGAUAAAUUCAAACAGAACUUUAAUUUAAAUUGAAGAUAAUCAAAUUAAAGUUUAUUUAAGAAACUAAAUAACUAUUAAAAGCUGUUUUAAAAUAUAUUGA
This is a messenger RNA of Paramecium pentaurelia, 489 nucleotides long. Lineage: Eukaryota; Ciliophora; Oligohymenophorea; Peniculida; Parameciidae. The record is from the annotation of a GenBank genome assembly.